This is a messenger RNA of Cricetulus griseus (Chinese hamster), 2487 nucleotides long. The record is from RefSeq and is a predicted model, not a curated record. Lineage: Eukaryota; Metazoa; Chordata; Mammalia; Rodentia; Cricetidae.
GUCAUGCAUUGAGCAUUCCUGUAUGUCAUCUGUUGUUUUAGUCAUCUUCAAUGCAUUUAUUUGGUUCUCACAAGCUUUUAUCUCCAUUUUCCCGAUGAGGGGACAGGUAGAGGUGACUGACUCACAUCACCCAGCUACUGUGUGGCAAAAUCAGGAUUUGAACUCAGGAAGCUGAGCUUCAGAAUUUGUGGAACUCGGGGGUUGUGUUAGUUUGAAAGAAAAAAAAAAGCGUAGAGCCUUUGCGAAAGGACUCAAGCACAAAUUUUAAAGUUUUAAAAGAUUUGAAGACCGCUGGUUGGUUCAUGAGGAUUUCUAGAAGGAUCCAGGAAUUGGUGGCCUCGCUGGCUCUUAUCUGUGCCCCCACCCUGCCCCUCUGCUUUCCUCUUCCCUCCGCUCUCCCUGCUGAUUCACUCCGGCUCUGCCUACCUCAUACCACAUCCCAGCCAUGGCCCUGGUUCUGCAGUUGCUGCCUCUGUUGCUCUCAAGGGUCCAGGGCGACCCCCAGGUUUCUCUGGAGGGCAGCCCUGGGGACCGGGUGAAUCUCUCCUGCAUAGGGGUCUCAGACCCCACCCGCUGGGCUUGGGCGCCUAGUUUCCCGGCAUGCCAGGGGCUGUCCAAAGGGCGCCGUCCGAUCCUGUGGGCCUCGUCGAGCGGGACCCCGGCUGUGUUCUCGCACUUCUCUGGCCGCCUGCGUUCCCUGGAUACUGGUAUCAAGCGGCUGGAGCUGGUGCUGAGCGCCGGGGACUCUGGCACCUUUUUCUGCAAAGGACGCCAAGAGAAUGAGAGCCGCACAGUGCUUCAGGUGUUGGGGGACAAGGCAGACUGCAGGGCUUCGGGAUCUGCACACGGUUCCGGGUAUCCCAAGGUCCUGAUUGCUCUGCUGGUCCUUGGGCUGGCGCUGGCUCUGGGUGCCUCGGGUUUAGUCUGGUGGCGGCGCAGAGCCUGCACUACGCUGAUCUGGAUCACUCCGUCCUCGGGAGGCACCGCCGGAUGUCCACGGUGGUUCCCGGUGAUCCCUCCACUGUCUAUGCGGUUGUGGUUUAAAGGGGAGCCCUUGCUCUCAAGCCCUCCAAUCUGGGGCUUCGCUACUCAAGCUCAGCUGAAGGGGAGGCACCAUGGACAGAGGCACCAGUCUCGGAGUCUGGACACCUGGGUUGUCUCUGCAGCUGCUCGGCUUUUUGAGUCACUCCCAUCUCAUAACACCUUCCCUUCACCACCGAUGUCCUCUAUAGAUGACCAAGCUGUCCUAAGUUUUAGCUCCCAAUGGAUAUUCUGUUCCCUUUCCAAACAAGCAUUUUGAACUUAAGACAAUCGCCCGCCUCCUUUCCUGCCUCGCUCAUCGGCUGCAGCUGCUCAUCUACCGUCUGUAAUGUUGCCAGUGAUGCCCUAGACCACACGGUAACAUUCACGGACUUGGCCUGAGAUCACCCCUCUUUAAAUCCUGGUUCACUUUGUUGCUAAAAUCUUCCUUCUAGAAGUCCUGCUGCUCUGUUUGCCUCUUUCUUUCUUCCUCCUUACUCCUCUUCUAGGAAGGGAGCCAACCCUCAGCCCCCUUCCCUCCAACCAGAUCUCAGAGCUAGCACACCCUGUCCAGCUGGCCUUGGGCAUUUUACACAAGGCAUAUCAAAAGUGACUUAGUCAUUUCCCAAGCUAUUCCCUGCUCCCUCCUCUGCAGUCUCAUGACCAACCCAAGUUGCCCAAGCCAGAAACUGGGAGUCAGAGGACACCAAGUCCUUCUCUCCCACACAGGGACUUACAAAACUACCCCCAUCUUCCCUUUAAAAGCAGGCUCUCUGUCGCUAGGCUGGCUUUGAACUCCUGAUCCCCUUGUCUCCACCUGCAGUUUGGGGUUUCAGGGAUUACAGGCACGCACCAGCACACACGCCACCAGAACGUACUCUCAUCGCUGCUGCAUGGGUGUGGCCCACAGACCCUUCUGGUCCUCCUGCCUCCACUGCCCCUUUCCUGGGGCUGUGGGGUCACAGGCUUUGGGCACAGGUACUGCAGCACUUUGUGUGCUCAGAGGCUUAUCUGUUAUUUCCUGUGUACAAGAGCCCACCUUAGAUUCUCCACAGUUUCCUCUCAACACUCAUUGGCCCGAUGGAAAUAAAUUCCAUCUCCUGGAUUCCUUCUCCCUCUUCCUCACUUCCUGCCUUGAUAAUGAUUUAUCCCCGGGAUUUGACUGAAAUGUAGCCUUUUCUGUGAUACCGGUCCUCAUCCCUAAUGCUCAUCCACUCCUGCACAAAAAUCAAUGCCCUAGACCGCCCCCCCCGAUUUUUCUUGUAGAAACAGACUCUUGAAGACCAUCCCAGUAUAACCUGUCUGCCUGACCUGUUUGAUUCGCUGUUAAGCCUCAGUGCAUGGAUAAAUGUGUGCCCUGGAAAACACUGCUGUUUAUCAAAUGAAGGUGGACUGGCAAUCUUCCAGGGUCUGAAUCAUCCGGCAUUCAGAAAGUGAUCCACCCGUGCAUGUGAUCCCCUUUUCUGU